Molecule: messenger RNA, 2141 nt
Organism: Rhagoletis pomonella (apple maggot)
Lineage: Eukaryota; Metazoa; Arthropoda; Insecta; Diptera; Tephritidae
Exons: 1
Biological process (GO): mitotic spindle assembly
Cellular component (GO): spindle microtubule; mitotic spindle; microtubule organizing center
Molecular function (GO): microtubule binding
Source: RefSeq, a predicted model, not a curated record
UACUAAAAAAAAAAACGUUUAUCUUCUGAAUUUUUACAGCAACAAGGCGAUUCCCGCCGAGCCAGAUGCGACAGUGAGCGGAGCAACAGGCAACCCAGAAAUACAGCAACAGAACGCAACCGAAUCUAAACAAGCAACCCCAAACUCAAUCAAAUCUGCAGCAUACUCACAAAAAUCAACCGCAUCUGUGCAAUCAGUUACACUCGACAAUUUUAACGACAAGGCUUCACGAAAUAGUGCCAGCGCAGACCAAGACGAUACAACUGAUAACAGCUCGCCUCUACAAAUGGGUGCACUACAGGAUGUAUGUAGCGAUAAUGAAUCCACCAGUCCAUCUCCCACGAAAUGGAGAAGCGACCCAGACGUCUUACAGCUGGAAGAUGUUCAGGACAUAACCACUUCGAGAGUCACAUUGAGUGGCAAUAAUACGCCGCUUCAGAAAAACGGCAGCUUGGCCAGUUUGCAAAGCAAAAGCGAUAGCAUUAAAACUCAGCUUGGCGAUACGCCUACCGUGUUGUCACGAGCACAAUCUGCAAAGUCGUUGUUGAUUGAAGAAGACAUAGAGGAUGAUAGCAGCUUUGUAGUUAUGGAUGAGCAGCAUACUGAACGACAUGAAAGUCAUAUUCACGGGCAAGCACUUGAGAAAAGUGCACACAGUAAAGAUGGCACAUCAAAGAGCGAAUAUGAAUAUACGCAUGUCGCUGCAAAAAUGGAUGAUGCCGCAUGCCAAUGCAAUACCGUGCCAUCACAAUCGCAAACACCCAGCAACUCACGUCCACAAUCGCAAACACGUUCGCGAUCACCUACAAUAGCAGAGUUAAAAAUUCUUUCGCGUCGCAAUUCAAUGAUCAAAUCCAUGGAAUCGCUAUACGAGCGUCCACCGUCGAAGCAAGAGCUGAUUUACGACAACACCAGCACUGAAUCAGGUUCUGCAGCAAGCUCUCAACUCAAUACCACCAUACCUAUUAAACCACAGCAUACUCCGCUAAAGCAAAAGGCGAAAACAUCACACUUCUUGAAAAAUCAUCGUCGCAUUUCGCCCGUAAAGCAAGCGAUAAAAAUGCCACCAGCUGAGCUCUAUCCACCAACACUGCAGCGCUUCGAAAAACCUCGUGAUGCCUUGCUAAAGACUUUCGAUCAGCUCGACUCGAGUAACUGGGAAAUUAUCAUGCUGGGUCUUAAAUCUAUGGUGCGCAUGAUGCGUCAUCACCCAGAGCAUUUGGAAAAUCAAAUGCAUAUGGUUUGCAUACAGCUGACACGAUCGGUGCGUAAUCUGCGCUCGCAAGUAGCGCGCGCCGCAUGUCAGGCUGCCACCGAACUUUUCACGCUCAAAUCGAAGUGUCUGGAGCAGGAAUGCGAUGAUUUGGUAUGUGGGCUGCUGCAUCGUACUGCUGACACAAAUCGAUUUCUGCGUGCCGAUGCGACACGUGCCCUGGAAUCAAUGUGUGAUAAUUUAACGCCAACAAAAGUACUUAACAUACUCACCACAAAGGGUGCACUACAUCAGAAUGCAUUGGUGCGUACGACUGCUGCUAAACUGUUGCAUCGUCUUGUGGAGCGUCUGGGCAGUGAUAAGGUGUACACGAUGCAGCGUGAAAAUCGUGAUAAAUUCUUUGUCACAAGCGCCAAUUUACUCUUGGAGGGCAGCCUAGAAACGCGCAGCUACGCUAAGUCAAUAUUUCGACUGCUCUCCAAUCAUCCGAACUACAACCGUCUAGUCAUAGAAGUGAUACCAACGCGUACAUAUCGGAAUGUUGAGAAAACGUUGAAGAGUAUACGUUAAAUAAUUACUGAAUUAGAGCGUAUAUUAAAAUUAGUUUUGAAGUAAUAUAACCAAUUUGUACAUACAAGUGUAUUUAAAUAGUUUUUUGACGAUUUUUUGAAAACGAAUUGCUAACUGGCACAUUAGAUUAAUUGUGAUUUGAUGACAAUUGUAAUUACACGUACAUAUUUUAUUUACAGUUUUAGGUUUUUAGAAUAUACAUACAUAUGUAAGUAAUGUACAUGAAUCAAGUAUAUAAGUAAUCAAUAUGAAUAUCGCAAUUUAAAUUACAUAUAUUUAAAAUGUAUAAGAUAAUCGUUUUAAUGGAUGCAUGCAAAUACAUAUUUAUGUUUUAAUAAAGAUGAACUGUUAUAAAUGA